Messenger RNA from Hibiscus syriacus, 2533 nucleotides. RefSeq lists its product as uncharacterized. NCBI's taxonomy places the organism in Eukaryota, Viridiplantae, Streptophyta, Magnoliopsida, Malvales, Malvaceae. The transcript has 5 exons. Bases 254 to 2533 code for a protein of 759 amino acids. The record is from RefSeq and is a predicted model, not a curated record.
AGAAUUUUCUCUUUUUUUUAUAAAAAAACAGUUCUCUGUUUAAAAGUUUAUUUCGCAUUCAAACCCUAACUCCAUAGUUUUGGUGUUCUUCAAGGAUCGGUUGUUUGAACUCCAUUUUAAAGGCUUAUCUGCUUAACUGAUAAGGUUGAGUUUUGAAACAGGGCAACUGGGGUGUAUUUUUGAUGUGUACGAGAGGUAGUACUUUUCUUGUCAUGAAAUUUUAUCUUCUGAAUAUUUUUGGCUUGGUUUAUCUAUGCCUGGCAACGGAUUCGGUGACAGUAUUCAUAAUUUCCUUGGCCAAGAGAGCUUGUCCCUGGGCCAGCAUCACUCAGAGCUGGUUGACAGUACCUGGCAUGGUUUAAGUAACAAUCACUUUGUUGGAAGCCAGAUACACCCUGUUUCAAAUGUGAAGAAUUUCAGUGUAAAUCAAUUUGCUGAGUUUGACAGAGGGCAUAGUGGUCAGAAUUCAAGCCUGCAGCAUGGGCUGAACUUCGCACAAUCUGGUAUGAGACCUGAAAUUGCCAGAAAUCAAUCGCAAGAUCAAUCAUCAAUUGCAAAUGGCUAUAUGCAAGGACAUCGGGCUUUCGGGGCAAGGCUGAAUGAAAUGAACCUUUUGGGAGUGGCAGUAUCUAGAGGCUUGUCAGUUCUUGAUUCACCUAUGAAAUAUGGCCCCGAUCUUCAUGAAAAGAAUUCGUUUAGGUUGGAAUAUACUGAAUCUCCCAUUAAUUAUAACUUUCAUGGAGGGCAACAUCAAGUUAAUGGACAACAUCCUGGCAUGAUCCAGCCUUUACCAGAGCAGCAAUCUGGGAUGACGGACAUGCAACUGUUACAGCAACAGUCCAUUCUAAAGAACAUACAGGAAUUCCAGAGACAACAACUUCCAAAUCCACAAUUUCCGCUACCUGAAGUAAGGCAGUUGAGCUCUGUGAAUCAGGUUUCCUCUUUUGUGAAACAGGGAUCAGAUAAUUUCCCCCCAGCUCCUAUCAAUGGUGUUCCUGUCCUUGAUGCUUCAAAUUAUUCGUGGCAGCCUGAGAUCAUGACACAAAUGCAAAUUGGCUGCAACAUGAUGCCUUUUCUGCCAUGCCAGAAUGCUCUGGUGGAUUUAUGUCUUCCCCUGAGCAAGGGCAGGCGCGUUUGUGGUGCAUGGGGAAAUCCAUAUCAACAUUUAUAUGUCCAAAUAGAUAAGCCUUUAUCACAGCUGAUGCCAGCUAGCAGUAAUUCAUUUCCAGGUAGUCAGUUUGCUAUGUUUCCAGACCAAUUUGGGUUGCAAGAUGGAGCUUUGGUUUCCAGACAGGGUGAUCAGUUUAAAAAUGUAUUUGGUGAUGCAGCUCUUCAAGGUUCAAAUAUUGUAUUCAAUUCAGAAAACUUGCAGCAAAUGACUAUCCAGCUAAAAGAUAUAGGAAUGGUCUCUCAUGGGAGGCAAGAACAUCUUCGUCAAUCAGAAACAUCCCUGGAAAAGUCAGAAAUUCAGGCUCUGCACUCUCAGAAUGUGGCUUCGCUAGAUCCAACCGAAGAAAAGAUUUUGUUUGGUUCAGAUGACAGUGCAUGGGAUAUCUUUGGAAAGAACACCAACAUGGGUGCAGUUUUGGAUGGUACAGAUUCUUUUGUGGAAUUUCCUUCUCUGCAAAGUGGAAGUUGGAGUGCACUCAUGCAGUCUGCUGUAGCAGAAACAUCUAGUAACGACAUAGGGGUACAGGAAGAGUGGAGUGGUUUGGCUGUGCAUAGUAGUGAACCUCCUAGUGGAAACAUGCCACCUUCAAUUGCCAAUGAUGGCAGAAAACGUCAAUUGCCUGGAAUUGAUAACAACUUGCAGAAUGCCGUCACACUGAAUUCUAAAUUGUUAGGUCACAGUGCUCUACAAAAGCCUGUAGCUGAAAGUGCUCACUCCCCUGAUGUGCAAGCAACUGCAAAGAGUGUUUCAGGCCACCAAACCAUGUCCAUAUUUAAUGCUAGUGUUCAACCUUAUACUAAGGCAAAUGGUGGGAACUUCAUUGAGUCUGCAUCACGUAGUGGUGGGGCCAUAUCAAAAAGUCAGGAUAUCAAAAGUUCAUCACAACCUUCUCAUAGGGAUCACAAGGGUGUCAUGUCUGAGAAGAGAGGCCAUGGGUCUGGCCUUGAUCUUUCUGUUCAAGAAAAUAUUGAACCCUGGAAUGUGAUUACUGGCUUGGGAAGCCCACAAGUGAACAUAGAAGGUUCUGAUCUGGGUAAUGUUGCUGCAUUAACAGACACGAGAAUGAUAAGGGUUAACAAGGAAAGCUGUCAGCAACUUCCAAAUGGUCAUAGCCUUAAUCUCUGGAAAAAUAUUGAUUCUAAAGUAAACUUUGGACUAACCAGGGGGUCAUCACAGUAUCAGCAAAAUCUGGAUAAGAGCCCUCAAUCUUUUGAUUCAUCCAGAAAUAACUGCUUGGACAAAGGACUGUAUAAAGCAAAUAUGGAGGAGAACAUCACUGUCAAGGACACUUCAAAUGACAGUUUUCACUCCAACAUAUCUCACCAUACAUCCAUGGUGGCAUUAUGGACAAUGGCUGGCUAG